AUUCCUUUUUUUUGUUGUUGUAUGUUCUGGUUAGUUUGGAUAGGACAUUCGGCGGAAAAUAGCUUGCAAGGUUUAUCGGGGCGCCUCUGCUAGCGUUAAAAAAUUUGCACAGUCGCGUUCAGAUAGUGGCAAACUCAAACGUCUUGUUUUUGUCCAGUUGUGCGGUAUCAUUUUAAUCGAAAUCUUGAAGUGACUUGAGUUUUAUUAGCUUCCGUUUUGCCUUGGCAUUGAGUGCGCAUGCGCGGUCAUUCAACAUCGCUGCAUUCGUGAAUACGCGCCAGUUCCACGCCAUCGAUACAUCAGGCAUGGCUGAUGAAAGAAGCUACGAAUACACGCCUCCUGAGUUUAGUACCACUGACGAGGCGACUGCAAGUACCGCCUGGGACGGUACCUCGGGUGCUUCAUUAACUUUGGACGCCUACGCUACCAUUCCUGAUGACGCCUGGCAUUACCAGUGGUACAUGCAGCCCACUCCGAUAACCGACGGGACGUACAACUUCGACAGUGUCACAGACAAUGGCAUCACAAGUUACCAGCAGCUGGGGUCCAUCGGCAGCAACGAUCACGUAAGGCUCAGCACAAGCCACGCAGGCAUGGAAAAAGUAUCAACCAACUUUGAAGACGACGCCACAAUUUCUGAGAGCACCAGGGUUCACCAAGGGAACACGCAGUACCAACCGGCUGACAGCACGUCCACCGCCUACGGACAUACAGACGAGACAGAAAGCGCAAGCACUGGUUUCACACUUCCGGUCUACAGUGGCAGCGGCGAUUACGCAGUGGCCGGUACGAGACAGACUGGCACAGAGGAAGCAUCGGGCCCUUCGGGAAACGACGCUGGCAAUGCUACUGGACGCAGAGGAAUUGAACAGCAAGAGUCCUGCGGUGUCAGAGUAUGCCAUCAGUCGUCUGUCAGGAAGUCGACACACAAAUGUGAAAGAUGUGGUAAAUCUUUAACCAGGGCUUGGAAUCUAUCUGCACAUUACCGAACGCAUACUGGGGAGAAACCAUACAAAUGUGAAUUAUGUGAAAAAUCAUUCGCGGACAGGUCGAAUUUCCGUCAUCAUCAACGAACUCACACAGGUUUUAAACCCCAUUACUGCCAAAUAUGUACUAAAUCAUUCAAAAAGAAAGCGGAACUUAAGAAUCAUCUCAAAUCACAUAGUAACGACCGAGCUUUCGUUUGCGACAUAUGUAAUCUCUCCUUUAAGCGCAACUCGAAUCUCCAAAGACACCGCGAAAAAAUUCACGAGGACGAAAGGCCGUAGGAGUGCAAGCAGUGUGGAUUCGGUCCACAAAGAAAGAAAACGUCGACGUACAUCUCUGCCAGAAUAGUAGGUGCCAAUAGUGUGGAGAUUCGUUCAGAGAUACAUCUAAACUGAUUGCACAUCUCGAGACGCAUGCGGGUGGGCAGUCGCAACAGUGUGACCAGUGCGCAAGUGAAGUAAAUCGCCCAUGGGCUUUGCAUGUGAAUGUCACCAUGAAGCUGUGCAGGAAAAAAUACAUGCUGACAUUCUCCCGCAGUGGUGAUAAACUACCCCAACGCACCGUGUGGAGAGACGGGCUUCUUUUGAUGUUUAAAACUGGUGAGGGAAAUGCAAGACUUAAAGGGUUCCGCUUGAUUUUUUCGAAAUCACGAGAGGAAACGUCGUCUCCAGCAAAAUUUCGGAUGCUUGAAUGUCGAAGUAUGCUGCAGGUCUUGGCUAGAGCUGAUUGUUUGCAGAACUAUGUUGUUCGCCAGCGUAGCUUUAACGAACUCAUUUCUAGACAAAUCCUAAUGGGCUGCAAGUUCGUGUUUUGUGUCACUAGAAGGUUGAAACGUACGCACAGAAUUCUUGACAUCUGGUUUAGUUUUGUGCAAAUGGUCUGAAAGUGUACUAGCUAACAAGCUUUACCUUACCAUCCCUUUUAUUUAUUCUGCAGUGUAAAUAGAAGAGAACGCCUCUCAUUAGGAAACAUUUAAAAAGAAAACCCUGUUUUCUUGUCAACUAAAAAGAAUAUCUGCCAAUAAUUGAGGUCCCUAAAACUUGCUGCCUUCCAGAGACAGCCUUUACGAAAAUAUGUAGACAUAAACA
This is a messenger RNA of Dermacentor andersoni, 2075 nucleotides long. The record is from RefSeq and is a predicted model, not a curated record. Lineage: Eukaryota; Metazoa; Arthropoda; Arachnida; Ixodida; Ixodidae.